Messenger RNA from Plenodomus lingam JN3, 2073 nucleotides. The record is from RefSeq and is a predicted model, not a curated record. Lineage: Eukaryota; Fungi; Ascomycota; Dothideomycetes; Pleosporales; Leptosphaeriaceae.
AUGGCCAACUUUCGCCCCCUCCAGCCGGCCCCCAUGGACCAGGAGGCUCCUGUGCAGCCACAGUCCAGCUCGAUGAUGCCCCAAAAGCCCAAACGCACGGUAACGCUGGGGGCGUGUGUGGCUUGUCGGAAGAGAAAGUCAAAGUGCGAUGGCAAGCGCCCCGUGUGCACAUGCUGCGGCCAGAAAGAGACGGAUUGCAUCUAUGAACUCGGUCCCAAUGAGAAGCCCUCCCAGGCCAUGAAGCGAAAGAAUGAGGAGAUGCAGGGCGAGCUGUCCAACUUGCGUCAGCUCUAUGACUUUCUUCGACUGCGUCCAGAGCAAGACGCCAUGGAGAUUCUCCGCCGUAUACGAGACAGUCCGGCAGAGAGCUCUCCGUCUCAACGCAUUCAGGAGUUGGCUAAUUUCAUCCGUCAUGGGAAUCUGCUCAAUCAACAAGAAGAAGAACAACAACAACAGCAACAGCAACAGCAACAGCAACAGCAACAUGAACAACAUCAGCAGCACCAAGGAUAUCAACAACAACAACAACAACAACAACAUCGACAAGAACAAAGUCACACGUCACCUCCUCGCUUUCCUCACGAACAUGGGCAAUCCGUCACUUUGCCAUCGCUACGUCUGGCUUUGGACUCGCCCAGCAAUCUCAACUCCCACAGCCUACCCUUUCCCGGCAUUUUAUCCAUGGGUGUCGAUGGCCCUCCUAGCCAAAGGAGAAGAAUUGCCUCGGACGCCGAUGUCUCCGCUCGCCAUGUGCUCGUCUCCCUCAUGUCCGCUUGGACUUCAUGUGAGUAUAGCUACUACCACUAUCUAGACCGGGAGUGUUUCCUCGACGACAUGGCGAGUGGACGAACGGAUUUCUGCUCGCCGCUCCUCGUCAAUUCCCUGCUUGCUUCUGCCUGCGUAUGUAUAGACUGUGAGCCCAAGGCACUCAAAGUCCUUGUCCUGGGAAAACACGGCCGCGAUAAGGUCGGCUAUACCUUCCUCGAGGAGGCUUGUCGAAUCGCUCGCCACAUGAACCUCUUCGCCAGCGAAUCAGCAGUCACCGGCCAAGAUGGUUCCCAUGUGUCUCAAGAUAGGUGGGAAAGGGUGCGCGCCGUGACCGCCUGGGCGCUGGCCAUGUCCUUCAUCUACGCAUUUCCCGUGAUGAUCAACCGACCGCCAUGUAUUGCGGUGCCUUGUUGUGAAGAUGCCAGCAGCACAGGUACAACCGCUCGUCGAGACCGUCACAGUGCACACCUAACAUUUCUGCAAGCUCUGUUCCGAUGGGAAUGUGCGAAAUAUGUCAUCAUCCUCGACUGCGUCGACAUCAUAUUAGGAGAUGGGAAGAAGGAUGGAAGUGCAGCCCAGAGGUGGGAAGAGAUGGAGAGGUGCCACGGUCGGCUGACGCAAUGGUGGAAAGGCCGGUCGAAGGAUUUAGAUGCUGAUCUCAUGCCGACCCGAGAGAAUCUGCUCUGCGCGAUGAUGUAUCACGUCCACAUCAUCAACCUCUUCCGGCCGGCCCUGCAGCGCGAGGGCGCGUCGACGGCAGUGCAGCCCAAGGCUUAUUACGACCACGCACGAUCGGUGACGGUGGCCGCUGUCCAGGAGAUUCACCGAUUAUUGGCUCUCCAGCAGGUCCGGCACGGUUGGAUGGAUUCCAUAACGCUCGUGCUGCACCCAAUCACAGUGGCGAGCUUCGGGACCCUCGAGGAAAUCUCGCGCGCCAACAUGGAUGCCAGAUCGAGGUCGCUAGACGGCAGUGAAUUGUACCAGGGCUUACGUACCUGUCUGCGUGCUCUGGCCAGCCUCACGAGUUAUAGCUAUUACGCGCAGCCCUUGUUCCGCCUGCUCACGUCCAAAUGUCAGCGGCUGGGAAUCAGGCUGCCGAGCGAGGUGCGGGCGACGCUGGAGGGGUACAUGACGGACGAGUGGACACGGAACGCGGCGGCGUUGGUGAGCAGUCGGUAUAUCCCAGACACGCAUACGGCGGCGAGGGAUGCAGAGAGCGCGAGAAUGGACGCGGUGAUUUCCAGCUGGGAGGCCCUUUCGCUCGAUGGCACGGGUAAGGCAAAGGGAGGUGGACAAUGGGCGUGA